UCCUGCCAUAAAGAUAGGGGUGGGGAAGCCCCGGAGCCCUGCGGCUGCUUUCCUCACCGCGGGACAGAACAGGGCGCGGUUGGGGACAGUCGGGUGUACAUUCAGCUCCCCAGUACUUUGCUAUCCUACGGCCGGGGCUUUGAGCAGCAGAAAGUUUCAGGUAACCCCUGCCGACAGGGUCAGGUGAAGCUGGGACUGCGUCGCCCCCCCAACCCCCCGCCGGGAUAUGGAGCUGCUAUCGCCGCCGCUCCGAGACGUAGACUUGACGGGUCCCGACGGUUCUCUCUGCAACUUUGCAACAGCGGACGAUUUCUAUGAUGACCCGUGUUUCGACUCCCCAGACCUACGCUUCUUCGAGGACCUGGACCCGCGCCUCGUGCACGUGGGCGCGCUCCUGAAACCAGAGGAACACUCGCACUUCCCUGCGGCAGUGCACCCGACCCCGGGCGCCCGCGAGGACGAACACGUGCGCGCGCCCAGCGGGCACCACCAAGCUGGCCGUUGUCUACUGUGGGCCUGCAAGGCUUGCAAGCGCAAGACCACUAACGCCGACCGCCGCAAGGCCGCCACCAUGCGUGAGCGGCGCCGCCUGAGCAAAGUCAACGAAGCCUUCGAAACGCUCAAGCGCUGUACGUCUAGCAACCCGAAUCAGCGGCUACCCAAGGUGGAGAUCCUGCGCAACGCCAUCCGCUAUAUCGAAGGCCUGCAGGCGCUGUUGCGCGACCAGGACGCCGCGGCCCCUGGUGCCUCCGCUGCCUUCUAUGCGCCUGGCCCGCUGCCCCCGGGCCGCGGUGGUGAGCACUACAGCGGGGACUCGGACGCAUCCAGCCCGCGCUCCAACUGCUCUGACGGCAUGAUGGACUACAGCGGACCCCCGAGCGGUGCCCGGCGGCGAAACUGCUACGAUGGCACCUACUACAGCGAGUCACCCAGUGAACCCAGGCCCGGGAAGAGUGCUGCGGUGUCGAGCCUUGACUGCCUGUCCAGCAUCGUGGAGCGCAUCUCCACGGAGAGUCCCGCCGCGCCCGCGCUUCUGCUGGCGGACGCGCCGCCACGGUCGUCUCCCUGCCCCCAAGAGGCGGCCGCCCAAAGCGAGGUCGAGCGUGGCAGCGCCCCCACCCCUUCCCCGGACGCCGCCCCGCAGUGCUCCGCGGGCGCGAACCCCAACCCGAUCUACCAGGUGCUCUGAGGGAUUGGGCAGCUGCAUCCGAGGGCGCAGCUGCUCAUCUGACCAAGGGAUGGUGCCCCUAGGGUCCCUCGCCCCCAACAAAUUGAGCUUAAAUGUUAACCCCCGCCUCCCAACCGCGCUUUAAAAGCGUACCCCUCUUUGAGGUAGAAGAAGCGGGCGAACUCAUGUGCUAUUCUGCCUCUCGCACCCCAGGGCAAGGACACAGUCCUUUUUUUCCACGCAGUACCCUUCCCUGAGACCCGCUGAGUGGCCGUUAGGUGUUCCACCUCGAGCAGAGCUGAUCCUUGAGGGGCCAGGCCCUUCUGCAGCUAGCCCCCUACGGGGUAGGGGCGUGGGAACCGUGCAGAAUAAGCCCCGCCCCUGGACGCCCGGGUUCCUUCAGGGGGCGUGGCCUCCCCUUUAAGGAGCCCUGGUGAUCUCUUUCCCACGGUCUGUGAGGUGCGUCCAGCUCCAAGGGUAGCAAGAGUAACGGUAACCACCCCCACCCCUACCCACUUUCAGGACCACUUUUUGUAAUACUUUUGUAAUCUAUUCCUGUAAAUAAGAGUUGCUUUGCCAGAGUAAAAGCCCCUAGGGCUGUAUUUAUCUCUGAGGUAUGGUGUGCGGUGCGACAGAGACUUUAUACGUUAAUACUGCAGGCGGGCGAGCCGCCGAAGCUCGCUCAGGUGUUCGAAAUAAAGACGCUAAUUUA
Molecule: messenger RNA, 1880 nt
Organism: Manis javanica (Malayan pangolin)
Lineage: Eukaryota; Metazoa; Chordata; Mammalia; Pholidota; Manidae
Gene: MYOD1
Product: myogenic differentiation 1
Biological process (GO): muscle organ development; skeletal muscle cell differentiation; regulation of transcription by RNA polymerase II
Molecular function (GO): RNA polymerase II cis-regulatory region sequence-specific DNA binding; DNA-binding transcription factor activity, RNA polymerase II-specific; protein dimerization activity
Source: RefSeq, a predicted model, not a curated record